Molecule: messenger RNA, 3796 nt
Organism: Anarrhichthys ocellatus (wolf-eel)
Lineage: Eukaryota; Metazoa; Chordata; Actinopteri; Perciformes; Anarhichadidae
Gene: slc47a1
Product: solute carrier family 47 member 1
Exons: 17
Coding region: 262-2226 (654 amino acids)
Biological process (GO): xenobiotic detoxification by transmembrane export across the plasma membrane
Cellular component (GO): membrane
Molecular function (GO): antiporter activity; xenobiotic transmembrane transporter activity
Source: RefSeq, a predicted model, not a curated record
UUCCCUCCCAUUCAGCAGCCCUGCGUUAACCUUUUCACUCCCUCUCUUCCUCUGUUUUCUUCUCAUCCCUUCAUUCUCUCACCUCUAUCCUCCAAACCACAUUACUUAAUCAAUAACUUUAAAGAAGUGCAUGUGUUGUAUUUCUAAAGCCAUAUAGACCUUCUGCCUCUCUCCUCGCUCUCUCUUUCCCUCUCUCCCUCUCUCUCUCCCUCCCUUGUCGCUCUGCUUUUCUCACUUCUCUUCUUCGUGUUCAGCAUUUGAAUGGAGAAGCUGGGUUCCCCGGACCCAGCACACCCUUCGCCGGGUGCAGGACCCGUUGAUGGCGUUUCUGUUGCCAAGAGGGCAAGGGCUGAGGGAGACGACGCGGCGGUGGCAGCAGUCAGCUCCAAACUUUUCCGAUGUGCGUGUGUGAGACGUUGGAUACCGCUGGCCUACAGAGAGGAACUCUACCAAGUCUUACGGCUCACAGGUCCACUGCUGCUGUCUCGGAUGCUGAACUUCCUCAUGCCAUUUGUUAUCAGCAUAUUCUGUGGUCACAUUGGCAAUGCAGAACUGGCUGGAUACGCACUGGCCUCAGCGAUGAUUAACGUGACCACAACUGCAACAGGCUAUGGCCUCGCCCUGGCCUGUGACACACUCAUUUCUCAGACAUUCGGCGGUAAGAACAUGAAACGUGUGGGAGUAAUCCUCCAAAGGAGUUCAUUGAUCCUGCUGCUGUUUUGUCUGCCCUGUUGGGGUCUUCUCAUCAACACGCACAACUUGCUGCUCAUCUUGCACCAAGAGAAUGAGGUGGCGAGAAUUGCCCAGCUCUACGUGAUGGCAUUUCUUCCAGCUGUUCCAGCCAUGUUCCUGUACCAUCUGCAAGUUUCCUACCUACAAAACCAAGGGAUCAUUCUGCCUCAGUUCUACACAGCAGUAACAGCAAACAUUAUUAAUUUGGGGGCCAACUACGUCUUAAUCUACAGCCUCGAGUUGGGAGUCGUUGGAUCAGCAAUAGCUAACAGCCUCUCUCAUAUCGCCAUCUGCCUGCUGCUGUAUGGCUACAUCAGAUGGAAGAAGCUCCAUCAGCUGACAUGGGGAGGCUGGUCCACUGACUGUCUACAGGAGUGGGGCGCCUAUAUGAAGCUGGCUAUUCCCAGUACAUGCAUGAUCUGCUUUGAAUGGUGGAUGUGGGAGAUUGGCGGUUUCCUUGCUGGUGUGCUGGGAGAGGUGGAUCUGGCUGCCCAGCAUGUGUUGGUAGAAGUAGGAGCCAUAACAUUUAUGUUCCCUCUAGGUGUCCAUGCAGCUGCCUGUGUGCGUGUUGGGAAUGCUCUGGGGGCCGGGGACACUGCCAGGGCCAUAGUCACCUGUAAAGUUGCGCUGGUUCUGGCAGGAGUGCUUGCGCUGUUCCAGGCUAUUGUCAUCGCUGGCUGUAAAUCCAUCGUUGGCUACAUAUUUACAUCUGAUAAAAACAUUGUGGAGAUUGUCUCAAAUAACCUGACAGUCUACACAUUUCUACAAUUCUUUGAUGCUCUUCUGUGUGUCUGCUCAGGGAUUCUUAUAGGAUCUGGGAUGCAGAAAAUUGCUGCCGUGUCCAACCUGGUGGGUUACUACUGCAUCGGUCUGCCAGUGGGAAUAGCUCUGAUGUUUGCUGCCGAGCUCAGAAUAUUAGGAUUCUGGCUAGGUAUAUUUACAUGUGUUUUCUUGGAGACGGGUUUCUUCCUCUUUCUAAUCUUCAAACUCAACUGGAAGAAAGUCACAUACAAGGCUCAACUGCGAGCUGGAAAUAAAGUGAUGGUGAUACCAAAGCGUCCUGUUAGUACAAUGCUGAGUGAAGCGAUGGUGCCUGACAUCUCUGACUGCCUUGAUACAGUCCAGUUGAACAGUGAGAAAGCUCCUAAAACAGAGGGCUACAGUCCAGUCAACACCCAGGAGCAGGAGCUGAAAGUGGGUCACGAGGCUGAGGCCAACAACACAAAUACGGGAAGAGCUGAGGGGGAUGCUGAAAGUAUCAAAAAGGCUUCAAACACCAAAACUCCAGUGCUGCUUUCUGUCACCGAUCUGAUCUUGCGCCGAGGACUCGUCUUCUUGGUUUCAGUUCUCAUUUUAGCCAUAGGUGUCGCUUUUCACAUUGCUUUCCCUGUACAGGAGCCCUCCGCCCAGAGCAGGGCCAACUUUACCCAGAACUGGACUAAUGACUCUACUCCUACACCAAUGGCUCCACAGGACCUGACCCCAAACCCCUGAGCUAUAUUUGACCUCUGAAUGUAGACAUGUAGCAGCUGAACGUGAUUCUCACAAACUGACAAUUUAGAUUUCCUAGUGAGAAAAGUGUUGAAUUUAUAGUCUACUUGAAUACCCGGAUUGUUAAUAUGUAAAACUACAGCCUGACAUGGGAUACUGGAUUUGCCAUGUGUGAAGAAAAGUAUGUCUCAGUGGUACACUGUUGAGUUAAUCCACCAAAAGUUGGAAGCAAUAUCAAAUGAGACCGACAUUGGCUGGAUGAACAAAGGUCCUGUUACAAAAGUCAUAUUUUAACCUGAUCGACCCGAGAUGCUAAACCGGGACUACAAGACACACAAUAAAUCCCUCACAUCAAGAAACAGAUGUUCUUCCACAGAUGAUUGAUUUUUCCACAUUUUCUCAUCUUGAUUUACAUUUUGCCCUUUAACAUCGUCUGUCUAACUGACCUUUAAUCAUUUUCUCGUGUUUUAACUGUAAGCCCUGGUAUUCUCCAGGACAGAGGUGAUUGAUGAAUGAUGAAUAUUACGCAAAUUUUUACUGUAGAUUGAUGGCCAAAAUAAUGUAUAGGCCAUAUGAUGGUACCCUAAUCAAUAAACAUGACUAGAAUCAAAACUAACCAAGCAAAAUCUAAUAUUUCCUCAAGAAAUGUAUUAAAGUCUGAACUGCAGACUACAGACUGAACUCUUCUUCUUGAGUUUAGUUGAAGGGAAGAAAUACAAACCAUGUUGCCAAUGAUUGAAAAGUGACACCAAUUGCUGAGGUCCUGCAGGUAUAGCCACAGCAUCCAACUGUACUGAAGGGCACAAAAUGCUACUCUUGGUUCCGAGGUCGUGGACCCAACCGCUCACGAAAUAAUUGUAAGCCUUUAAACUCUUGUACGCCUUCAUCUGGCAAGCGGUGUAGUAGGAGGUCUGGAAGACGAGGUAAUUUGAAAUGUUGAUGGCCUUCAAACAGGGCAAAUCGGUAAAGUUGUGGGAAAAAUCGCUCUUCUUCAUUUUGUAGGGAUUAUAUCCAAUAUGUGUUUCUAUUUUCUGGCAAUAACUGCUGCGUGCAGGUUCAACCAACCCUUUUAUGUAUCCACUUUCCUCCAUUUCCAAUUUCGUGCUGUAUUUAGGUUCUUCACUUCCUGCCCUCCAUUGAAUUCCAUUCAGUCCCCAGUUCACUCAUCACUCUUCACUCGUAAUUCUGUGGCAAUUCUGUAAAACUUUAGUCCAAUGUUGGCCAUCAAUAUUGACAAUCGAACAUGCAACAACCAGACAUUUUGAUAAUGUUAACCGUUUCAAUUCAAUGUUUAAAGCUGGCUAUCUCAUGUGAAUGGCAGUGACAAAACGCUACUUCCUUUGGCAACAUGCGCACGCAUAUCUUUGAUCAUGUUGGCUGUAAAAGGUAUUUAUAGUGUCAGCCACCCACACCAAACCAACCCACCUCAUUCAGUCCAGCUAAUGAAUGAAAAGCAUCUGUAUGAAGUGUGAGAUGUCUACUCUGAGCCUAUGUGAGAUGAAGAUAUUGACUGGUUGUUAAUGGAAAAUGUACAUGCCCAAUCACAACAGCAAAUAAAAGUGCCAUGCCAUUA